GGUCUCCAUACCUCUCUCUCUCCCUCUGUGAUCAGUGGGUGAGAGGGGGGAGACGAGCAACACACAGCGGAGAAUCCGGGCGUGCGCCUCCGUCAUCAUCAUUAUCAUCGUCCUGCUCGCCGUCCUCCUUUUUUCCAUCACAGCGUGCCGGUUCUGGAACAGCCCACUUCGGUCCUGGAGACGCCGAGUCUGCAUCAGCAGCGCGAUCUGCGUUUUCCCCCCCAGCCUUUUAUCUGAAUGACGGGCGGAAGGUUUGACUUCGACGACGGUGGCACUUACUGCGGGGGGUGGGAGGAUGGCAAAGCCCACGGGCACGGCAUCUGCACCGGACCCAAGGGCCAGGGCGAAUACGCCGGGUCCUGGUCGCACGGCUUCGAGAUCGUAGGCGUGUACACCUGGCCCAGCGGGAAUACCUACAAGGGCUACUGGUCCCAGGGGAAGAGGCACGGGCUCGGCGUGGAGAAUAAAGGCAGGUGGAUCUACCGAGGAGAAUGGAGCCACGGCUUUAAGGGUCGCUACGGGGUCCGGCAAAGCCACAACACACCUGCCAGAUACGAGGGGACCUGGAGCAACGGGCUGCAGGAUGGAUACGGGGUCGAAACCUACGGCGAUGGCGGAACCUAUCAAGGCCAGUGGAUGGGUGGGAUGCGUCAUGGUUAUGGCGUCCGUCAGAGUGUUCCCUACGGCAUGGCCACCGUCAUCCGCUCCCCGCUUCGUACCUCCAUGGCCUCCCUGCGGUCCGAGCAGAGCAACGGCGCAGUUCUCCACGACCUCUCCUCCCCCGUGGACACGCCGACGGGCACCCGUGGUGGCUUCGUCCUCAACUUCCACUCAGACAGCGAGGUCGUCACCGGCAAGAAGAAGGGCCUGUUCCGCCGGGGAUCGCUUUUUGGCAGCCUCCGGCAGCUGCGCAAGUCUGACUCUCGGACCUCUAUCUCCAGCAAGCGCAGCUCCGCACGCAGCGACGCCACCAUGAGCCGAAUCAGCUCCAGCGACGCCAACUCCACCAUAUCCAUCGGUGAUGGCGAGCUGCCAGACGAGGACCUACUCCUGGAGGACCACGUGGAUGCGACCACGACUGAGACCUACAUGGGCGAGUGGAAGAACGACAAGCGGAAUGGAUUUGGUGUUUCAGAGCGAUCCAACGGGAUGAAAUAUGAAGGAGAGUGGCUUAACAACAAGCGCCACGGCUAUGGGUGCACGGUUUUCCCCGACGCCACCAAAGAAGAAGGAAAGUACAAAAAUAACGUUCUGGUGCGUGGAAUAAGGAAGCAGUUGAUUCCUCUUAAGAAUCCCAAAACCAAAGAGAAGGUAGAUCGGGCUGUGGAGGGGGCACAGCGGGCUGCAGCCAUUGCAAGGAGUAAGGUGGAAAUAGCCGCUUCCAGAACGGCCCACGCCAGGACAAAAAGCGAGGCUGCAGAACAGGCCUCCAUCUCUGCCGUGCAUGAAUCGGAAAUCGCCAGAGCGGUCGCCAGGGAGCUCUCUCCCAACUUUUACCAGCCAGGACCGGACUACAUAAAACAACAGCUAAAGGAACCCGUGGAAAUUAAGGAGGUCCCUGUUGAAAAGAAGGAAGAGUCCCCACAUGAUUCUCCCCACUUUUACCGCAAAGGCACAACUCCACCCCAUUCUCCUGUGGUCAGUCCUGCAGCCACUCCUCCACCCUCACCUGACACUACCAAGAACAUUGGCCAGGUUGGAAACAGCAUCAGCCACAAACCGAGCAAGGAGGAAAAGCCAUCCCGUAAGAUAAGCAAAGAAGAAAAGUCAAGUUACAAGGCCAGCAAGGAGGAGCGACCUAGCAGGAAGCUGAGUAAAGAAGAGAGGCUGUCCUCCACUGAUGGCCCCAAGACUUCUCAUGCACACAUUGAGGCUCCUCCUAAACCAUCGAAAGUGCAGCAACCACCCCCAGUCUCCGCACCUCCUUCACAGCCUCCCACCGUUCCGGUCAACGGCCAGCUCCACUCCGAGUACCACAGUUACUACGUCAAGGCUACUCCACGGGGCCCUCCACCUCCUGAACCUGAAGAAGUAGAAGAAGAGCCGAGUGCCCAGGCUCUGGCACGUUUACCCCCACAACCUAAGUCCUUCAGCACCCCCACACCUACUCCUAAGCCACCUUCCAUUCGGGAGAGCAAGAGUGACCCAAAACUCAGGAAGCAAGAUUCCCUAAAACCAAAGAGCCUUGCAGACUCAAAGAAGGCAAGCAUGGAGAUUGCAGAAAGCACGGAAGAAACAGGUCCUAACUCAAUCCUUGUUGCUAUGGUAAUGCUGUUGAACAUUGGCCUUGCAAUUAUAUUUGUCCACUUUCUGACAUGAUGAUGCUGUUUCCAUGUGAAACCAUGGCAACUGGUACAGUUGCAUUGCCGGCCUUGAAAAGUGAAAAUGGCGCCAGUGAGAAACGGGGGCGGCCGGAGGUGUUUAGGAAUCAGCAUGACACCGAAGAGGAUCAGGAGAGAGGCAUCACUACUGUCAACCUGUCUCUGGCCUUCUUUAGGGCCAGCCCUGUCAAUUAGCACUCCUUUGGCUUCUGCAUUAGCAGAAGUGAAAUGUAAUGUCUAGUCAGUUAAAAAAAAAGAAGAAAAAAAAGUAAAAAUGUUACCAAACAUACAAAGUAUGAGAAAAAAAAAAAGAAGUUAUUGAAACCUACAUGUGUGCUGACCCAAGCUCAGGUCUCUGUAGCCCACUCUCACUGCUUUGGCAGCGAUAGCGGUGGGCUGACGGACCUUGCUGGAGGAGUGUGGAGAUGCACUUUUAGUUGACGGGAGCAAACAGCUGCCUUUCUAUUUUGCCAUCUGACGUUUUGAUGGGGAGAUGUGAGCCCAGCCCCAGGGCAGCCGAGAGAGAGAGAGAGAGAGAGAGAGAGAGAGAUAGACAGAGGGGAGGUGGUUGGUGUUGGCGGAGGGGGCUUGGGGCUCAAGUGUUUGGAGGGUUUUACUGGGGUUCAAGCCACCUUUGCAAGAGCAAACCACGCAAGACCAUUGCCAGCAGUCAGUGCUUGCACGGUCACUAGCCAGUCUUACUCUGUUAAAACCCAAAACAUCCCUGCAGCUUUCUCAAGCUCAGUCCAUUGUAAUCCAGGACACACUGCUUUUGAAACACUCCCCGUGCAUGGUACAGUUUUAAAAAAAUAAAUAAAAAUAGUUUGUUGUUCUCAUGUAGCUUUUUGUUCACCGUCGUCCUCCAAAUGUCGCUUACCUGCAUUCUUAUGCUUGUGGAAAUUUCGUCAGAGGAUGAGUAAAAUGAAUUUGUUUUCCCGUUUUUAUUUUAAUUGUGCUCCUUUCUAACAAUCGAACUGUAAUUUGACAUUACACAUCCAUGUUUCUGAAAGUGCAAUAUGUUGUUUUUUUUUCUUUCAAAGGUUUUGAAUCUAUUUUGCCAGAGAUAGUGUUCUGCUAUUCUAAUAAAAAUCAGUUUUUAAUUUGUUAGACACAGGUAAUAUGAAUAGCCUGGCUUGUUGAAAUACGGCGUUCACUAAUGGCAGGAAUUGUGAAGAUGAACUUGGUUUAUUCUUGAAAAAGGCAGAUAGCUCUGUGAGAGUGAAGUUAACAAAUGUCUUAUAUUAUUUAUGAAAUGAGAGGAGAAAAGAAUAUAUUUUAUUGUACAUGCCUACACCCUUCCGCUAUGAUGAAGUUCAUUAUAUUGCUUUCUCUGUUUCACACCACAACUAAGAUGCAAAGCCGCAGCUCCCCAAAGCUGCUAGAGUAUAAAGACCCAGCCGUGCAUGUGAAUGAGACUGGAUUUUGUGGACAGUGGGAGGUUAUUCAGGUUUAGACCAUGGGGAAUGUGGAUCCAGGGAGAAGAAGAUAUGCCUUUAGAAGUCUUUAACAGUGCUACUGUUUACCUCAAAAGAGACGAGGAAGGGAGAGAAAGGAAAUAGAUGCCAUCCUUGUCUUAACUCUGUUGUAAGGGGAGGGGGGAGGGUGUUUUGACCAUUGUUGUCACCUGAACCAUGCUUUUGACUUGUUUCAUCCUAGCUGCUUGUAGUUUUUGUUGCGGGUAUGGCAUGAGUUUCUUUGAUUUCCAAAGUGGUUAUAUUUAUAUGGUGGACGUUUUACUGUCAACUCUACCAAGAUGGAUUAUUUAUUCAUUGUACAACUGAUGUGUUUGUUAAAACAUUGGUCAUCGAUUAAAAAAAUAUAUAUAUAUUUAAAAAAAAGGGCUUAAAAUAUAUAUAUUUAGGUUUUAAUGUCUGCAAGUCUGUUCAAAAAGUUAGAUUUGAUAGUUGUCAGUAAUUAAAACAGGCUGCGGAAACUGCAUUUAGAACUAUUGUUGAACCAGUUUCGCGUUUGAGGAAGAAACUACUGGGAAAUCUACUACUGAAAUUAACUCGUAAUAUUCUGGAGACAAUAAAAAAAAGGGAAGACCAGCCUUUUAGAGGGUUUAACAGAACAGCCUGUUAGUUGGAUAUUUUUUUGAAAUACAACAUUGCAUGUUGGAGAAAUUUCUAUAUAGAUUAUUAUAUACUGUUUGUAAGGAUUUUUACAGAGCACAAUCCAGAAUCUGGUAUGAGUCGGUAUUUUUCUAACAAUUUGCACACCUGUAUUUUGACAAUGAAGAUAACUUUUCUUUGUAAUUGGUAAUGUAAUGCACAUAUGAUAAUGUUUGAAAGUGGAGGGGGAAAAAAACAUAGAUAUUUUAUUUCUAAUUGGUCAUACUAUAUGUACCAUUUGGGGAUGUGAAAGGCAGAUGUACUUGUUUUGAGGAUUUUAUGAAGAACACAAACAAGGAAUUGUGGGAGAGUUUUGAUAUGUUAAGGUUCGUGAUGCCCCACUGAUUUGUGCAAAGUCUUUGGAGAUGAAGUUAUGUGUAUAAAAUAAAGUUACUAUGCCUUGUUAAACGAA
Messenger RNA from Fundulus heteroclitus (mummichog), 4844 nucleotides. RefSeq names its product junctophilin 1a (gene jph1a). Gene Ontology annotation, cellular component: plasma membrane; endoplasmic reticulum membrane; sarcoplasmic reticulum. The record is from RefSeq and is a predicted model, not a curated record. The coding region runs from base 238 to 2319 and encodes 693 amino acids. The transcript has 7 exons. Lineage: Eukaryota; Metazoa; Chordata; Actinopteri; Cyprinodontiformes; Fundulidae.